AAACACACACUGGCAGUUUUUUUGUCUCGGCUGUGGGCGGGAGCUUAAAAGAGAAAGUGAAACUCAGCAGCAGGAACAUAAGGGAGGGAUGAUGAGGCUAAAAUGACCGAGGUGUGAGAGGAGGUCCUGAGAACUUGCCUGACUUGCCAACACUCACAUCAGGUGGUCCUUAGUUGUUCCCUGUGUUUGGGAUGUGACAGAGUGAUUUCAAUACUAGCUGUCAGACUGUUUGGCCUUUUUUAAAAUCGCGCUGAAGGACAUUUCCUCUACAAUGGCCUUUGUGCGGCUUUUAGCCCUGUUCCUGUUUCACAUGUCUCUGGUUGGGUGUCAGCACACCCAGACUUCACAACAGGCGUCAAGCUCCCCAGGAGAGCAAACUCCUUUGGGCACUGAUAGCCUGUCCUUCCCUUGGAGCCGUCUUCGCUUACCAAGGUACAUCGUUCCUCUUCACUACCGCCUCCUCCUGCACCCCAACAUGACAAAUCUCAGUUUCACUGGCUCAGUGCAGAUCCAGAUUGAUGUUCAGAACAAUACUAACUGGGUUGUGCUGCACAGUAAGGGUCUACAGAUCUCCAAGGCCACCAUACUGAACGAGAACUUUGCUCAUCUGUCUGACCAGGUUCUUCCAGUUCUCCAUAACCCUUCGCAUGAGCAGAUUGGCAUUUUCUCUCCCAGGGUGCUCAGCAGUGGGCAAAAGUACUUCCUGUAUAUGGAGUUUGGUGCAGAGCUAGCAGACGGCUUCUAUGGCUUCUAUAAGAGCACCUACAGAACCAGCACAGGAGAGACCAGAACCUUAGCUUCAACUCAUUUUGAACCCACGAGUGCUCGGAUGGCCUUCCCUUGUUUUGAUGAACCAGUCUUCAAAGCCAACUUCUCUGUACGGAUCAGGAGGAGCGCAGAGUACAUUUCUCUCUCCAACAUGCCUAUAGUCAAGACAGUCGAAGUAAAUGAUGGCCUGCUUGAGGACCGGUUUGCUGCGAGCGUAAAGAUGAGCACAUACCUUGUAGCAUUUGUCAUCAGUGAUUUCAAAUCUAUCACUGCAACAACAUCCUCUGGAGUGCAGGUGUCAAUCUAUGCUGUCCCUCAGAAGUGGCUUCAGACCCACUAUGCCCUGGAGGUGGCUGUCAAAAUGCUGGACUUCUAUGAGGAGUACUUCAACAUCCGCUAUCCUCUACCCAAACAAGAUCUGAUAGCCAUCCCAGACUUCCAGUCCGGUGCGAUGGAGAACUGGGGUCUGACCACCUACAGAGAGACCAGCCUUCUUUUUGACCCCCUCACAUCCUCUGUUUCUGAUAAACUCUGGGUUACUAUGGUCAUUGGCCAUGAGCUCGCCCAUCAGUGGUUCGGUAACUUGGUGACCAUGGAGUGGUGGAACGAUAUCUGGCUGAAUGAAGGAUUUGCCAGAUACAUGGAGUACAUUUCAGUGGAGGCCACUUACCCUGACCUUAAAGUGGAGGAAUAUCUACUGCACACCUGUUUUGCAGCAGUUGGUCAUGAUUCGUUGAACUCCUCCCGCCCAAUAUCCAGUCCAGCAGAGAACCCCACUCAGAUCAAAGAGAUGUUUGACACUGUCUCCUAUGACAAAGGAGCAUGUGUCCUGCACAUGUUGCGACACUUUCUGACAGACGAUGUGUUUCAGAGCGGGAUUGUGCGAUACCUCCGCAAAUACAGCUACAAAAAUGCACACAACCAGGACCUGUGGGACAGUCUAUCCAAUACAUGCUCAGAGGAGGACUUCAUCUCAGGAAAACACUGUUACAGCAGCAGCCAGGCCGCCAAAAAUGCAUACCUGUUUGCAGGGGAACAUCUGAAUCUGACAGCCAUGAUGAACACUUGGACUCUGCAGAAAGGUAUUCCUGUGGUAUCUGUGACAAGGAAAGGUCCUCGUCUGCUGCUCAGACAGGAGAGGUUCCUGAAGACGGUGCUGCCCUCUGACCCUGUUUGGCCCACUUUGCAGAAGGGUUUCCUUUGGCAUAUCCCUCUGACAUACAAGACAGAUGUUUCCAGCACCGUUCACAGACACUUGAUGACAACACAGACAGACAGCAUACACGUCGGAGAGGACGUCAGCUGGGUGAAGGUAAACAGUGACAUGACUGGCUACUAUGUGGUUCACUACGAGGACGGUGGUUGGGACGAGAUGACCAAACUGCUGAGGGAAAACCACACUGCUCUGAGCUACAAAGACAGGACUCACUUGAUACACAACGCUUUUCAGUUGGUCACGGCAGGUCAUCUGCCAGUCAAUAAAGCUCUAGAUCUGAUUGGUUAUCUGCGAUUGGAGAAACACACAGUGCCUCUCCUCCAAGGACUGGGCUAUCUGGAGUACUUCUACCGGAUGAUUGAGAAGAGGAACGAGCCUGAACUAUCGCAAAACCUUGGGAUGUAUAUCCUACGAUUUUUCCGUGCCGUCAUAGACCAGCAGACGUGGAGCGACAACGGCACAGUGUCAGAGCGACGGCUGAGGUCAGAGGUCCUCUCUCUGGCUUGUCACCUGGAUGACCCUCCCUGUCUGGAGCGGGCACGUCAGAGCUUCAAAGACUGGCUUCAAUCCAAUGGAACACUCAACUUACCCACUGACGUGGCAGAGACAGUGUUUUCAGUUGGAGCUCAGGAUGACCAUGGCUGGGCCUCACUCUUACACACAUACAACAUCUCCCUCUCUGCAGCACAGAAACAAAAAAUCCUAUUUGCCUUGACUUGCAGCAGAAACACCAGCAAACUGGAAAGACUGCUGGAGCUGGGCCUGGAGGGGAAGGUGAUUCGAUCACAGGACCUGUCUAGUCUCAUCCUGAUGGUGGCCAGGAAUCCACAGGGACAUCACCUUGCUUGGAACUUUGUCAAGAAGAACUGGGACACACUGGUUGAAAAGUUCCAGUUGGGCUCAUUUUGUAUUAGAAACAUCAUCAUUGGCACCACAGGCCAGUUUUCAUCUCCAGAGGAACUCGCUGAAGUGCAGUCGUUCUUUGAGUCCAUCAAAGAACAGGCAUCUCAGCUGAGAGCUACUCAGGUUGCCCUAGACAACCUGCAGAAAAAUGUUCGCUGGGUUCAGAGGAACCUAGAGACUCUGAGAAACUGGCUGAACGAGCAAAUGAAGUGAAAGACAGCAGUAAGAUGGAUUGUGGUUGACACAAACCACAGAGGGGAUACUUGAAGGUGUUUUUGAUUAUUUUGUGUGUUUUUAUUUGGAAAUUGUUGACAUUAUUGGAGAGGUGACAGUUUUGUACAUAAAAAGAUGAUUUGUAAAUCAGGGAACUAAUUUGUUAAAAUAAAAGUGUAAUUAGUAGAACUGGCAGCUGAGCAGUGGUAGUGUGUGUAAUGGAGCCACGUGUGUACCAUGAAUUUUGUGUUGUCUUUGUGUGUGUGAGUGUGUGAGAGAGAGGGAGAGAGAGAGAGAUCCAUUCCAAACACACAAAUACUCUGUAAAUGGAUUCUUCACCAAAUAGACAAUAAAAAGGUACAUUGUGCCAUCUCUGUGUGUUAA
Lates calcarifer (barramundi perch) is the source of this 3484-nucleotide messenger RNA. RefSeq names its product endoplasmic reticulum aminopeptidase 2 (gene erap2). Gene Ontology annotation, cellular component: cytoplasm. The coding region runs from base 272 to 3100 and encodes 942 amino acids. The transcript is spliced from 21 exons. The record is from RefSeq and is a predicted model, not a curated record. NCBI's taxonomy places the organism in Eukaryota, Metazoa, Chordata, Actinopteri, Centropomidae. Gene Ontology annotation, biological process: proteolysis; peptide catabolic process. Gene Ontology annotation, molecular function: peptide binding; zinc ion binding; metalloaminopeptidase activity.